Molecule: messenger RNA, 2386 nt
Organism: Drosophila novamexicana
Lineage: Eukaryota; Metazoa; Arthropoda; Insecta; Diptera; Drosophilidae
Gene: grn
Product: GATA-binding factor C
Exons: 8
Coding region: 14-2068 (684 amino acids)
Biological process (GO): cell fate commitment; positive regulation of transcription by RNA polymerase II; negative regulation of transcription by RNA polymerase II
Molecular function (GO): RNA polymerase II cis-regulatory region sequence-specific DNA binding; DNA-binding transcription factor activity, RNA polymerase II-specific; zinc ion binding
Source: RefSeq, a predicted model, not a curated record
AAUUAUACUCGAAAUGGAUAUGACCUCAACAGCGGAGGCUGCCGCUCGCAGCUGGUACGACAGUCCGCGCUUAGGCGGCGGCGGCGGCGGUGGCGGCGGCGGUUCACCCCAAACAAAUGGCCUGGGCAGCGCCGGCAGCAGCCUGGCCCAUAGCCAUCACAGCCUGUCCAGCGGCGCCUCAUCGGCGGGCAGCAGCGUUGGUGCCGCUCUGGGCGGCGGUACUGGCGGCGCCGGCCUCGGACUGGAUACCAGCGACAUGAGCGCCUUCUAUGCGCUCGAAAGCAAUGGACACCAUCGACGCUACUAUCCCAGCUAUCAUCAGCACACAUCCCGCAUGCCCUCCUCACAUGCCUCGUCCCAAGUGUGCCGGCCACACUUUCAUCCGCCGCUCAGUCCCUGGCUGACCAGCGAGCACAAAUCGUUUGCACCCGCCAGCGCUUGGGGCAUGGGUCAGUUCGCCUGCCCCCAGGAGCCGCAGGUGGAGCAUAAACUGGGCCAGGUGGGCCAAAGCCAUCAGACGACGGCGGCCGGCCAGCAUUCGUUUCCAUUCCCACCGACACCGCCAAAGGACUCCACGCCCGACUCAGUACAAACCGGCCCAUCCGAGUACCAGGCCGUGAUGAACGCCUUCAUGCAUCAACAGGCCACGGGCUCUACCUCACUGACGGACGCCAGCUGUGCGCUGGACAUCAAGCCCUCCAUACAGAAUGGCGGCGCAGCUGCAGCGCAUGCGGCCAGCGCUGGACCGGCGCAAUCUGCGCCCAAGCAGCGCGAAGGUAGUACUAACAACAACAACAAUAAUACAAAUAGCUCAAAUAGCAGCAGCAACGGCAGCAGCGCCGGCAACCAAGCGCCGCAGCAGCAGCAGCAGCAACAGCAGCAGCAGCAGCAAAGCAACAACAGCAAUGCCUCCUCAUCCGCCUCCGCCUCAACGUCGAACGGUCUGUUCGAUGGCACUGCCCAGGCGCACUAUGCGGCCAACAAUGCCAACAGCUAUGACAGCAGUUAUGCCUCGUAUCAUCAUGCGGCGGCGCAGCAUCAGGCGGCUGUUGCCGCUGCCAACAUGUUCCAAAGUUCCUCCGUGGCAGCGGCCGCUGUGCGGCAUAGCAUGGGUGCCGCAGCGGCAGCGGCGGCGCACCAUCAUCACCACCACAGUCAUAGUCAUCAUCAUGGUGCGUCCGGCUCCGCGUCUGGCAGCGGCAUUGCGGGGCUGCAUGGCAGCGGCGGUGGCAGCGGCAGCGGCGGCGGCGGCAUUGGCAUGAGCGGCAUGGGCAGCGCCAUGAGCAGCGGCGGUCACAGCAGCUCAAGUGGUGGAGGCGCUGGCGGCGUCGGACUCGAUGUGAAGCCUGUGCGCACAAAGCCCCGGACCAGUGCUGAGGGUCGCGAGUGUGUGAACUGUGGCGCCACCUCCACGCCGCUGUGGCGACGGGACGGCACUGGACAUUAUCUGUGCAAUGCCUGUGGCCUGUACUACAAAAUGAACGGACAGAAUCGACCGCUGAUCAAGCCAAAGCGAAGACUGACACUACAGUCGCUGCAGAGCGCGGCCAAGCGGGCGGGCACAUCCUGCGCCAAUUGCAAGACCACAACCACAACCCUUUGGCGGCGCAAUGCCAGCGGCGAGCCUGUGUGCAAUGCCUGCGGAUUGUACUACAAGCUGCACAAUGUCAAUCGUCCACUUACCAUGAAAAAGGAGGGCAUACAAACGCGUAAUCGCAAGCUCAGCUCCAAGUCAAAGAAGAAGAAGGGCCUAGGCGGCGGUUGUCUACCAAUUGGCGGACAUCUGGGCAUGGGCGAUUUCAAGCCGCUUGAUCCGUCCAAGGGCUUUGGCGGCGGCUUCUCGGCCUCCAUGGCGCAACAUGGACACCUUUCCAGCGGGCUGCAUCCGGCACAUGCGCAUAUGCAUGGCAGCUGGUAUACCGGCGGCAUGGGCGCAUUGGGCGCCUCUGGUGGACUCCAGGGUGGCUUCUCCACGGCCGGUUCACUGGGCGGCGGCGUUGUGCCGCACUCUCAGCCCUAUCACUUGGGUCUCAGCUCGAUGGGCACUUGGCGCACUGACUACACGUGAUGGAGCGGGAACAAUUUGAACAACAACUUGUUCAGCUAGAGCGCCGAUUUGUAAACUGACUUGAUUUCCAAACAAACACAAUGCCAAACUGAGGACUCUCCCUUCGCAGCCAUUUGACCAGAGCACAAGCAACAGCAGCAGCAGGAGCAGAAGCAACGCGUCAGAACCUUCAAGCAGGCAGGAGCCACAUCUGUUGAUCUCCUAGCUUAUCUUUGCGGGAAGUGCGGGCGGUGUGCUCGCUGGUCAAGUGCUGGCUAUUCCUAAUUGUAAACAUUGCGUGCAAUUUUUAAUUAUUUAAGUUUUCGUCGUUGUCGGCCA